UAUCACCAAGCACUGAUACUCAAAGCACCACUUUCCACUGAUCUAAGUUAUUGAAAUCAACCAUGGAUACUUGCAAGAAGUCCCCCCUGAAGCCAUGGAAGAAAGGGCCAACCAGAGGGAAAGGUGGUCCACAAAAUGCCUCGUGCGAGUACCGAGGUGUUCGACAGAGAACAUGGGGCAAAUGGGUUGCUGAGAUAAGAGAGCCAAAGAAGAGAAGCAGACUCUGGCUUGGUUCUUUUUCCACAGCUGAAGAAGCUGCCAUGGCUUAUGAUGAAGCUGCAAGGAGACUCUAUGGACCAGAUGCAUACCUUAAUCUUCCACACCUGCAGCCAAGGCCUACUUCAUCUAUUACACCAGGAAAGUUCAAAUGGUUCCCUUCCAAGAACUUCAUUUCUAUGUUCCCUUCCUGUGGAUUACUCAAUGUUAGUGCUCAACCCAGUGUUCAUUUAAUCCAUCAGAGGCUACAAGAGCUUAAGCACCAAAAUUCAGCUGAGAGGCAUUCCCCAAAUAGUUCAUGCAAUGAUCCAGAGGCAGAAACUCAGAAUGUAGACAACACUGACAAUGCAGAAAGCACUCCAAAAGACUCUCAAACAUCAUCCGAGGAUGUUCCGGGAGAUCUUCAAGAGAAACCCCAGAUAGACUUACAUGAGUUUCUUCAACAGCUGGGAAUACUUAAAGAAGAAACACAGUCAGCAAGAGCUGAUAGCACAGAAAGUUCAACAACAGUUCCUGAAGCUGUGUUGAGAUAUGAAAACGAUGAAUUGGGAGUGUUUUCUGACACGAGUGUUAACUGGGAAGCGUUGAUUGAGAUGCAUGGAAUUGCAGGUCUUCAGGAAUUAGAAUCCACCCAGCUUGAAGCAUAUGGCACAAAUGAUGACUUUACUUUCUCAACUUCCAUUUGGAACUUCUAAGUAACUUGUUUUUCUUUUCAAAUGGGUACUUAGAAUAUCAGAUUAAGCACUCUAAUCCUGUUCAUGGCAGCAUGUAAGAGUAGGAAAGUGUAGGUAGAUUAGUAGACUAGCAAGUAGAAAAGAAGUUUCAUCAUUCUGCAAGUUGAGAAAGUAAGGAUUUGUAAUGCAGUUGCAGAUUCAAUAAUCGGUAUAGCAUCUAGUGCGAGUGUUACGGAUUGCAGAAUUAAAAAAGAAGCUCAUCCCUAGCCAACAAUCUGAAACAUCAAAUUUGGAAUGUCACGAAUUUCUUGAGAAGAAGCUGUUAGGAA
Molecule: messenger RNA, 1219 nt
Organism: Vigna unguiculata (cowpea)
Lineage: Eukaryota; Viridiplantae; Streptophyta; Magnoliopsida; Fabales; Fabaceae
Product: dehydration-responsive element-binding protein 2F-like
Biological process (GO): positive regulation of DNA-templated transcription; response to stress
Cellular component (GO): nucleus
Molecular function (GO): DNA-binding transcription factor activity; transcription cis-regulatory region binding
Source: RefSeq, a predicted model, not a curated record